GUUCAAGCCUACGUUGACACAAAUGCAGUAUUCAAAUAUGUUUUGCGUUAAUCUAUUUAAAAAGGAAGGCGAAGAGUAAAGAAGGCGAAAAUGGCGCAAGCGAUGAAGAUAAUCCAGGCCUUCAAGGUGAAGGCCGCUCUCGGAAGACUGGCUCGAGCUAAAGAGAACGCUCUUCGGGCAAUGGCGGGACUUCCACCAAUCCGACCAUGGUAUGAGGACUGUUACAUAAGCUGCAUGCGCGGAUUAAAACAAAUGUGCUGUAAGGCAUUUUGCCCGUGUUGCAUUAAACCGUCACGCCCAAGGUUAAAGAAAAUCCCAGUGUCGUGCUGCGGGCGGAUGUUUACAGCAGAUACCUACGAAAAUGAAUGUCUGAAGAAUUUCCUCGGAUUCUUUAGUGGCAUCGCGAUGUCGUUUCUGGUGUACUUACUGAUGGCCCUGCAGAUGAAUCUUCCCUUGCUGACAUCUACGAUCAUAUCAUCCAGCCUCGGUCUGGUGCUUAGCCUCGGUCUGGCAUUCUCGGAGACGUUUCGCUGCGUUGUUCUGUUGAUGCUUCCCUCGUUUUGUUCAAGUAGAGGCCGCUCCUUCCUCCUUAUGUACGCUACCAUCCUCAUACUCAACCACCCCGUCACCAACUUCAACCACAACAUUCUCGUCAUGUCCGAGAGCGCCACCUGUGGGCAAAGUUUGGCACUAAAUGAAACUAGAAAGCUUCUAGAAGAGGCUAUGUCACCUGUCGCGGCUCUCAUAGACGGUAUCAGAGACAUGCUCCGUGCGAUAAGACGAUUUGCCGAGACUAUUCGACAAGCAUUUCUGGCUUUAAAACGAGCUAUUCAGGAAAUAGGCGAAGCUAUUGGAAGAGUCCUAGACUGGCUGAAGUCUAUUGUCAGUAUCUGCAACCACAACAUGGGUGCCCCAUAUCGCAGGUGUAGGAAGUCAUUUGACGAGGCUAUACAAGACUGUCGAAAUAGACUUGGUGUGUUUAAAUUCAUUUGCGAAGUUGUGGAUUGGGUGGCGAAUGUGUGUCAUAUUGCACGUGCAGGUGAACUGUUUUGUCUUGUGACGUCAGAGAUCGCGCAUCACGUGGGACGAACUAUCGGGAAGCCCGUCACGAAGAUCUUAGACAGCAUCCACGACAUGUUCUACUUUAACAUCACGAUCGACUACCACUACAGCCUACAUAUGAAUCAGUCCAAGAGCUAUGAGCAGAUCAAGGAAGAAAUCAUGGAGGAAAUCAAAGGAACGUUAAAUCGUCUCGUUGAUCUCAUCAACGUCGCCGACCACGUCAUGACGUUCAUGGUCACAUUUGUGGUUAUCAAAGCAGUUAUGUACAGAUAUAAAUACAUCCACAAAAGCCAUUUUGACAACGUAUUCAUCACUGCGCAUGUUCAUCGAAUUGACGAGCGGCGUCAGGAGUUGGGACGAGAGACCAUCUUCCCUUUAAUGCCAGAUGAGAAUACGAAAUACGGUCGUGCUUCUUCUCCCAGACUUCUCAGGUCGGAGAAGAUGAAGAUGGCAAAAGGUAUCGUGUUCUGGACAUUUGCUGCAAGUCACGGUUGCUACUACCUAAUGUGCGACUACGGUUUGUACUGGGUCCUGUCUCUCAUCAGAACCCACUUCGAGGUCAAGACCAACUCGGCAAUUCCACCACACACCAAGUUACACGUGCAGGGAGAGGGGGCUAUGGCGGACAUGUACCGAGCUUUGAUAUCCGUCCUUGACCCCGUGUCCGACGUUUACCUUGAUGUGGACACCUCCCACUGUCUGCCAAAUCCGGCGGUGCCGAACUUUGCCAUCUAUGAAAUUGUCGCGAUAAUAUACGGAGUGUGUUUCUUCCUGUCAGUGUCUGAAGCAUACGCCUUGCGCCUGCGUCACGUGAUUGCCGCGUGCUACCACCCAGGUCGGGAGGAACAGAGGGCAGUGUGGUUGUACAAUCAUAUCCUCAAAACCAGGGGUGGUUUCCUCAAAUUUGCCCGGCGGCAAAUACGGCGGAAGUACAUGCAGGACCAGGAUGUUCAGAAGGCGAGCUUCCGGUCCCGACUGGCAGCUCAGUAUCCGCUAUUUAGGAAGCUGUUGAAGUUUCUAGGAUAUGAACGGAAGAUGUGUCUGUUGUGUGGUAAGGAAGGAAAGAAAAAUGAUGAGGAAAAUUUCCUGGAUUGCGUCAGCAGUGGCUGCGAAGCCGUGUACUGCAUCAACUGCUUCGACGACCUCCAGAACAUGUGCACGGCAUGCAUGAACCCCGUGGACUACGGCGACCUCAGUGACGUCAGCGAGGAGAUGGAUUCAAGUGAGGAUGAGGAAGAAAUUGAAAGAAAGAAGAAGGAUGCACUUGAAAGGAAAGAAAGACAAGCACAAAGGAGGGAAGAAAGACGCGCUAGUCGAAUGUUAUUAAGUUUCAAAGAAACACUGAAGGUAUCGUCCACUGUGGAUAUCAGCGAGUCAACGGACAGCUCCAGCUCCAGUUCAGAUGGCAGCUACACUUCUAGUUCUGACGAUGAGGACUACCAUUACCAAUACCAGAAAACAGGAUCAGACCUCGAAGAAUCUGACUCUGACCAAUCAAAACCGUCGACAAGGGGGAGAUCACUCAAAGCAUGACUAUGUCACUACCGAUAUUUUUCGGUCUGGCGAAUAUUCAGACUCGGAGACAGAUGCUUCACUGUCUGAUCCCCUGUUUUCUUCAGACGAGGACGAGUAUGGUCGUCGCUGAAUAUACACUAGUAGUAGUUUU
Haliotis rubra (blacklip abalone) is the source of this 2728-nucleotide messenger RNA. Its product is annotated as DC-STAMP domain-containing protein 2-like. Gene Ontology annotation, cellular component: membrane. NCBI's taxonomy places the organism in Eukaryota, Metazoa, Mollusca, Gastropoda, Lepetellida, Haliotidae. The record is from RefSeq and is a predicted model, not a curated record. The coding region runs from base 91 to 2595 and encodes 834 amino acids. The transcript is spliced from 2 exons.